Molecule: messenger RNA, 2091 nt
Organism: Colletotrichum orchidophilum
Lineage: Eukaryota; Fungi; Ascomycota; Sordariomycetes; Glomerellales; Glomerellaceae
Product: Lcc2
Exons: 5
Coding region: 1-2091 (696 amino acids)
Molecular function (GO): oxidoreductase activity; copper ion binding
Source: RefSeq, a predicted model, not a curated record
AUGUUGGCCCUUCGCCACGUCUGGAUCAUUGUAACCGACGUUGCAAAUUCACUUUUUGGUUCGCCCUUCCUCCGGGAUGGACCUCAAUACCCCAUAGGAGCCAAGUUUGGCUGGUCUCCCACCGACCUACAGACAGCCAAUGCCAAACAUGGACACCCCAUCUUCACACCUCCUGGCAGCAAUAUUGAGAAGUUUGUCUGCGACUAUAGCCAGAUGAAGGGCUUCAAGUCGUGCGGCACUGCAAACGACCGGAGCUGUUGGCUCCGCAAUUCGGAUACCGGCGAAGAGUACAACAUUUCUACCAACUAUGAGGACAAGAUGCCGCAAGGCAUCAACCGCGUCUAUUAUCUUAAUGUCACUGAUGGAUAUAUUAAUGCGAACGGUCUGGAUUUCAACGAAGCAAAAAUUUUCAACAACAGUUGGCCUGGGCCUCUCAUUGAGGCCUGCUGGGGAGAUACCGUCGAAAUCCACGUCCAGAAUUUCCUGGCCAACAACGGAACCAGCAUCCACUGGCAUGGAAUCAGGCAAUAUAAGACAAUGCACAUGGAUGGUGUUAACGGCAUUACACAGUGCCCUAUUGCCCCCGAGUCUAGCUUCGUUUACAAGUGGAACGCCACACAGUACGGCACAUCGUGGUAUCACAGUCACUACUCGGUACAAUACGCCGAUGGACUACAAGCUCCCAUAACAAUCCACGGGCCAACAUCCUUCCCGUAUGACGAGGCUAUCGAGCCAAUCUCCAUCACUGAUUGGGCGAACAACAGUGCGUUUCAAAAUCUCUACAUAAGUGCAGAUCAACAAGACAUUCUCCUGGGUGGUUUCGGGAACAUUACGCGAUUUACCAAGGGGGAGACCGAGAACACAACAGACAUUCCCCGUGGCUAUGAGAUUUGGUUCGAUGACAUCGAGCCCAACCCCGUCACAAGGGCGAAGCGCUACCUACUACGUCUCGUCAAUACUGCCUUUGACAGCACCUUUAUCUUCUCCAUUGACAACCACAACUUCACAGUCGUCGAGGCGGACUUUGUUCCCAUUGAACCAUUCAACGCAACCUCUAUCCUCAUCGCAAUUGGGCAGAGGUACCACAUCAUUGUUGAAGCAAGACCGGUGGUCAAUAGCUCGAACCCCGAUGCCAAUCCUCUGCCAGAGGACGGCAACUUCUGGAUUCGUACCCAGGUCCCAAUGCGAAACCAUACAAUUGCAGACUACAUCAAGGACAAGGAGAAUUACAUGAAGACUGGCAUUCUUCGUUAUGACAAUACCAGCACAGCAGACCCCACCACCACCGGUUGGAAUAUCAGCCACGCUUUUUCAGAUACAGCUUUCAACGAUCUCCUCAAGCCCGUUGUUCCUUGGUCGGUUGGACCGCCCUCAAAUGGCCAUGUGGGGGAGCAAUUCAACAUCGCGGACCUGGCGAACCAGCAAGACUCAAGUGGACCAUACGCGACGGCCUUUUUCUCCUUUGAGCGUCCGGACAGCGAGGAGAUGCGACCCUUCCAGACCAGCUACGGCAACCCUACGUUCUUGAACCUUGACAAUGUCGGAGACGAGUGGCCGACCGGAUGGGUGGUCGUUCCCGAAAACUAUACCGAAGAAGACUGGGUAUACCUGGUUCUAAAUUCCGACGACCGCAGCCAUCACAGAACAUUUGGCCCUCACCCCAUCCAUCUUCAUGGUCAUGACUUUGCUAUCGUCCAGCAAGAGGAUGAAAAGCCUUGGGAUCCAAAAGAUUUCAAGCCUAAUAGGAAGAAUCCUCCCCGUCGGGACGUGGUACUCCUCCCCGAGAAGGGCUACGCCGUCAUCGCCUUCAAGUCGGAUAACCCCGGCGUGUGGCUGAUGCACUGCCACAUUGCCAACCACGCCUCCGCUGGUCUGUCCUUACAGAUCAUGGAGCGACAAGCCGCGGCCAACAAGAUCUGGCCGGCCGGAGAUUCUAACGCCCUCGAUAAGGCCCAUGGUCUCUGUGCAAGCUGGAACACCUGGGCGUAUGACUGCAAAAACUACUGGCCUGGCAACUUGGGAACCCCCGAGAAUCCUGACUAUCCCGCCUGCGCCAAUGCCACUAAUCUCCAGAACGAUUCUGGAGUCUAG